CUGACUCACAUCUACACAUCCUCGCUCGCAGAGGUCUCCAGCCAUGGCUGCUCUCCUUCUCGACACCCCUUCAAGGGUGCUCAGACGUGUUCAGCAGUACGAGGACAUGGAGCUCCCGUCCCUUCCAAGCUUCCAACACGACCUCGACGACAUGGACAGCGACCAUUCUAUCGUCUCGGACAGCUAUGCCAUCACCAAGGCCCAUGAGCCGUCGCUCACUUCGAACGGAGAUAGUUCAUCCACAGCUGUUCCCGGCCCCAUUCCUAGGCCCUUUCGCUCGCCAGCCCUCUCUUCAUCCGCCACCGUAAAGCCUGUGACUUCGCCAGUCCGAUACUCGGAGACCACGUUCCCCACCAUUCCUUACUCUGAUACGCUUGAGAGUUCAUCGGCCUACCUCGAUCAAUCACAAUCUGUUCGCCACCCAGACGCAUCGCAACGCGCCGAUUCCGACCACGGCGAUUCCUCCGAACGGCUCUUCCCUCCAUCUGCUGGCCAGGAGUUUGGAUCUCGCAGUGAAAUCCCUCUCUACUCGUAUGACCCUUCGUACGAGUCUGAAAUUGCCGACACUCCGAUUCCCCGUCACUUGGGUCGAGCCAACCUGUCCGGAUCGAGCGACCGGCCGCGCAUCCCAAGUCUUAGUCGCAGCGAGAUUUCAGUCACCGAUACCGAAGCUUCUACCCCAGAAGGCCGAGGUCGUGUGCUGGAUCCUUCUGUGGUUGGAGACGACAUCGAUACCCUCGGAAGCAUGACUCACAAUUACGACCUUGAGGAGACGGAAGAGGACGUGAGCGGUGCGCCAAACUUUGACUCUCCGGCGAAAACUGCCUCCCCGUCAAGCCAAGCGACAGCGACCCCAGUGGCUAUACGCUACAUGGACUCGCCUUCAACAGCAGCACGCGCUGCUGCUACGCCCUUCGGUGCUGGUGCAUACGGCGGUCCCCUUCGCGAUGUCACGCCGUCUCACCGCAACGGAACGCCGACCACUCCAAAGUCCACACUGGUGCCGUCAUCGGACGGCCUGAAGACACCUCGCCCCCCUCUCAAUGAUGCAGAGAGGCGCAAGAGCCAUGUACUCUCUGUAUUGGCCUCUGCAUCCGCGCCUCGGAUACGACCACGAGGAACCCCCCACCACCGCUUGCGUCAAGUCUCCAUGGCACCGGAAGGAUCUUCCAUUGCCGAGGAAUCCGACGCCACAAGUGUAACGCAACAUACGGAGAGGACGCAGAAUGACUCGUUCGUCUCCAUCGCGUCGUCUGAUGACCUCAUGACCGACCGUCGCGGGUCUCGCCUCCAUCGCCUUCAACGUGGCAACACCUCGGUCCCCAACAUUCUGCUCACAAACACAAACACCCCGGGCGUCUCUUUAAACCUCGACGGCCGACCUGAUGCUAUCAAGGUCCAAAAGCAUCUGAACCUCAUGAACAAGCAACUCUUGGAAGGAAACACAGAGCUCGCUCGUGAGGCUGAGGAAUGGCGUGAAGAGUGUAACCGCCUCCAAAGCCUGAUCCAGGAAGCGGGGAUAGAAGUUGAAGUUGACGAGGACGGCGCCAUUAUUGGCAUUCCUGGCCAGCGUCGACGCAAUCUCAAGCCGAGGGAUGACAGCUUGGAGCUUCCGUCCAUCGACACCUCUACCCUCAACGAGCGGCUACGCGAUAUGGAGAGCGAGCUCCAAGAGCGAGAAGAAACCAUCGCAAGUCUGCACCAACGGCUCAAUGACCCCAGCCAGGAUGGCCACGAGCUAAUUGCCCUUCGCGACAAGCUGGUUGCCUCCGAAAGGGCAUACGUUGAUCUUCAAGCCGGCUUCGCCAAGAAGACAGAAGAGCAUGCCUCGCAGUUCACAGAAAUAUGCUCAGCCUUCGAGCAGCAGGUCAAGACACUACAAGACGAACUGGCAGCGUCCAAGGGCCAAUUGGCAUCACUGUGCUCCAAUGCCGUCGUCGACACAGCACAGCGACCAACUGUAUCAGCGGAGCGGGAAGAGGAGCUUAUGGCCAAGAUCACCGCCUUGACUGGAACGCUAGAGGAUGAACGGUCUCGCAACUCGCACACCGAAGCCGACGCCGACCAACAAUUGUCCGCCUCUCGGGAGGAGGUUGCCGGUCUUCAAGCUCAGCUCGCACGUGCAAAGGAGGAGCACUCCUUGAGCGCGGCAACACAGAACCAGCAAAUCUCCCAGCUGACUGCAGCCAAGGCUUCCCUGGAGGCUGAGAUUCAACAAGCCGAAGCUCAAUCAAAAGAGCAGGAUAUUGUGGUUCAGGAGCAGAAGUCUCGGAUUACCAACCUCCUCGACACCCUCGCACGGUUGGAGACGCAGAUUGGAACGGGCACCACCAACGAGCAAGACCUCGAACACCAAGUUGAGGAGCUGCAGGCGGACAAUGAGGCCAUUCGACUCGCGCUAGCCGAAAAAGAUGCUGAAAUCAUCGCGCUGCAAAAGCAGAGAGAUAUCAGCCGUCAAGAGAUCGAGUUUGGCGAUGACGGUGGUAGCCACGGUGAUGCCACCUCCAACAGCAUGGUCAUCGCGCUCGAGGAUGAACUCGGCGAGGCAUACCGUGAGAUUGGCCGUCUCCGUCAUGAGCUUGAAUCCGCCCCCUUGCGCAAGUCCACUUUGGAGAGCCGCGAUGCGCGUAUCAAGGCUCUUGAGACCGAGAAAAUCGCCUUGGCGGAGCGUCUGCAGAGCCGUUCUGUCUCUACCCCUGCUCGCUGGGGCACGGACUCUAUUAAGACUUCGACGCCUCUUGUCCACAAAGCUCUUAGCUCUCUGAUGAUGCCCCGCACCCCGGGCCCCAUGAAGGAGUUCUCGUGGCUGCAGAGCACAAUUGGGGAUGCCAACGAGCCGAUGCUACGAGUCCAGAUUGAACACCUCCAGCAAGAGCUCGAACUUGCCAACUCGCAACUAGACCGAAACUUUGGGCGGCUUGAGGAGGCUGGACUGGGAGCCGUGGGCUUGAGGGAGAAGUUGGCGCUCGCCAACGACAAGAUUGCCAAGUUGGAGGCCGAACUGCGCGCCUUUGCACGAGAGAAUAAGACGUAUGCUGCAUCCGUAGACGUCGGCCGCACCAAGAAUGCGACCUUGGAGGAGGCGUUGGCCUCUGUGAAUCAGCAAAUGACCAUCCUCAAGGCCGACAUGCGGGCAGAGAAGGACCGACUGCAAGACGAGACAAAACGACUCCGUGCUCUGGUGGCUGAUAUUCAAGCCAAGUCGGAUCACGAAAUCGACGGCAUUGGAGCACGGAUGGUCACUCUUCAGCGAGAACUAGACGACGCGGUGCAAGACGGCGAGACUCGAGUAGGCCGCUUGAGGAAGGAGCGAGACGAGCUGCAGCGCACUCUGGCUGAGGCUCAUGCCAGCGCCGAUCGAGACCGUUUGGAGCUUGCCAAGGAGAACCGUCGCCUCAAGGAGUCAAGCGCUUCGGCGGAUCAGCACACAGCUGCAGUUCGGGGUCUGGAAGAGCGCCUUCGUGAUGAAAAACGUGGAGCCGAGGAACUGCGGGAAACGAUUCGCCAGCGCACUCAAGCCUUGCGUGCCGCAGAGCGCGCUGCCGAUGAGCUGAGGAACCAGCGCUCGCAGGUGGCUUUCGAGCUUGCCCUGUUCAACGAGGACCUCGGCAUUCAGCAAAAGGAGUGCGCAAAGUUUGGCGCCGAACUGGAGGCCCUCCGCAAGACUCAAGUCGAUCGUGCUGCUUCACACAAGAAGGCGCUGGCCGACACUGAAGGGGAACUGGGUUGGACACGAGAGCGCCUAAACACCGCCAUGAAGGACGUGGAGCACGCUCAGCGUCGUUGUCUUCACUUGGAGAAGCAGAUUGCCGCCCAUGACACGGAGAGCCGUGACAUGUCGCUAGAGCAGAAGCAGAAGUUCAAGUCCCAGACCCGGGUACUGUCUGCCCAGAUCCAGUAUUUGAAGGCGAAGUACGCCCGAGAGGCCACUUUCAGGAAUGCUCUGUCGCUCCAGAAGAAGUUCUUGAUUCUGCUUAUUGGCGGCAAGAGUAGAAAUGAGCAAGUGGCACUCCGGGAAAUUGCGUCAAUGGGGUACGAGUUACCAUCCUCUGCUCGCCCACGACGUACGUUGAAGGGUGUGGCACUCGCGGUUGUAGCGACCAUUCGAGCACGGCGGCUUGCCCAGCAGUGGCACAUGGCUAGCGAGCAGAGAUCCGUUGUUGUCGACCGACGUGUUUCGCGUAGCUAAGAUUGAUUGACGGCGUUUGCGUUAUUGUAGUAUUGUUGUGCUUGACCAUGUGCCCAACAAGGCACCUAUGUAUAUUGUUU
This is a messenger RNA of Vanrija pseudolonga, 4269 nucleotides long. RefSeq names its product Pericentrin (gene Pcnt). The record is from RefSeq and is a predicted model, not a curated record. The coding region runs from base 44 to 4189 and encodes 1381 amino acids. The transcript has 8 exons. NCBI's taxonomy places the organism in Eukaryota, Fungi, Basidiomycota, Tremellomycetes, Trichosporonales, Trichosporonaceae. Gene Ontology annotation, cellular component: Golgi apparatus.